AUGGAAGAACGCUCUCGUGUACCUGUUGGCCUCCCAGUGCCUGACCCAAUAUCGUCUUACUGGCAUGAUCCGAAAUCUCCACUCGCAGACGUCAAUCAUGGCGAAGAUGAAUGUCAUGAGCCCUAUGACCACAUAGUCAUAGGUUCGGGUAUAUCAGGCACCAUGAUCGCCUACAACCUGCUCAAAGUCCGAAAGAAUGCACGCAUCAUGAUGUUGGAAGCGCGCGAGAUAUGCAGCGGAGCCACGGGCCGCAAUGGAGGUCAUACAAAAGCAGCAAGCUAUAGGUCCUAUACACAGCAUACUGAAGAGCUUGGAAAAGAAGAGGCGUUGAGCAUUGCACGACUAGAAUACGACAACAUCAUCGAAACACAUCGAAUAGCGAACGAACUUCAAAUCGACUGCGAGAAUAAGUUGUGUAAGACUGUCGACAUCAUCUACGAUAAACCCACCUUUGAGUCAGGAAAACUCGCAAUCUAUGCAUUGCGCGCCGAUGCAAACGAAGAUGAGUUAAGGGAAGGACGUAUGGCGUGGUACAACAUCCGGGAGAAUGUGGAGACAGUGAGCGAGCACUUCAAGGUCAACGCUGUCAACGAAAAUCGUGUCGUUGAAGACGAGGAGACAGUGGCUGGGGCAUUCGAGUAUAUCGCUGGCAGAGUGCAUGCGUACCGCUUUACUACUGGCGUGCUGGCUGAGUGCGUCAAGAAAGGCCUCCAGAUCUGCACACACACGCCCGUCCACAAGAUCGCCCUUUCAAGAUCCCAUAGCGACUUUGUAUGGGAGGUGAUCACACCGCAUAAGUCGUUCAACGCGCGAAAUCUGAUUUUGGCCACAAACGGUUACACACCCUACCUUGAACAUACGCUUCAAGGUGCAAUCGUCCCAAUGCGAGGGCAGAUCACAGCUCAGAGACCCGGGACAACAUCGAAACUGCCAUCACCACUACCAACGACUUUCUCUUUCAUCUACAAGAAUGGGUAUGAAUACAUGAUCCCGCGACCUCUUCCGGAUGGUGGCCAGCACAUCGUCAUUGGUGGUGGCCUUGGCCGAUUGCAGGAUGCAGGAGCCAGUGAAUUUGGUACUGUUGAUGACAGCUUGCUCAAUUCGAACAUCUCGAAGUACCUACAUGAGAGUCUGGUUGGUUACUUUGGUUCAACUAACUGGGGCGAGACCAGUGAAGUAGAGGUCUCGAAACGGGUGGUUCAGGAGUGGUCUGGGAUCAUGGGUGCGACGGCAGACGGGAGACCUUUCGUGGGGAAAGUGCCGGGAAAUAUGGAUUAUCGACUUGAUCCUUAUGAUGCCGAGACGUCCACAAUAUCAGUCCCCCACAAGAACCUUUGGAUAUCAGCAGGCUUCAACGGACAUGGCAUGGUAUUGUGCUUGAAGUCGGCGGAGGCUCUUGUCAAAAUGAUAGAGAAUCAUGGCAGCACAGACGGUCUAGACUGGUUUCCGAAGAGUUUCCUCAUCAGCAAAGAGAGACUUGAGAGGUGUCAGUUCAAAGGAAGGACUGAUCUGCUGCCCCAAGACUAA
Messenger RNA from Ascochyta rabiei, 1527 nucleotides. RefSeq lists its product as uncharacterized. NCBI's taxonomy places the organism in Eukaryota, Fungi, Ascomycota, Dothideomycetes, Pleosporales, Didymellaceae. The transcript has a single exon. Bases 1 to 1527 code for a protein of 508 amino acids. Gene Ontology annotation, molecular function: oxidoreductase activity. Gene Ontology annotation, cellular component: cytoplasm. The record is from RefSeq and is a predicted model, not a curated record.